This is a messenger RNA of Mytilus trossulus (common blue mussel), 2103 nucleotides long. Its product is annotated as histamine H3 receptor-like. Gene Ontology annotation, cellular component: synapse; dendrite; plasma membrane. The transcript has a single exon. The record is from RefSeq and is a predicted model, not a curated record. NCBI's taxonomy places the organism in Eukaryota, Metazoa, Mollusca, Bivalvia, Mytilida, Mytilidae. Gene Ontology annotation, molecular function: G protein-coupled acetylcholine receptor activity; G protein-coupled serotonin receptor activity. The coding region runs from base 376 to 1437 and encodes 353 amino acids. Gene Ontology annotation, biological process: adenylate cyclase-inhibiting G protein-coupled acetylcholine receptor signaling pathway; G protein-coupled receptor signaling pathway, coupled to cyclic nucleotide second messenger; chemical synaptic transmission.
AUAAACUUACAUUAAAAUUAUAUAAAAGAUCACAGACUAUAUGUUCCAUGUAGGUGCUUUCUCUGUUAGCUAUCUAAAUAAAAACUAGCAUUAAUGGACUUAGAAUUGAUGAAUCGCAUAUAUGUUGGAUGGAUAUUGGGAAAUUUCAGCAACUAACGAGUGAAUGAAUUUCCAUUGUCUGAAACUGUAGUAUAUUUCUUUAUGAAUCAGGUAAAAUUAAAUAUGAAAACACUGUUGGAAUUUGUGUUCUUGAACAUAGCAACAGGUGCGCGAACAAAUGUUGACAUGACAUUACAAUACCUAAAGGAUAACAUGUGUAGAUGAUAACUGUAAACACAUUCGUCAAUUCCGUUUGAAUCAGUAAAUAAAGGAGCGAUGAGCAAUUCAGAUUCUCUAGUAUUUUCUGUUCCGGUUACUGCUAUUAUUGGAAGUUUGAUUGCAAUAUGUAUAAUACUUACAAUUUUUGGUAAUUUUAUUGUUUUGUUGGCGUUUAUUAAAGUGAAGAAUCUGCGAACUUUCAGUGAUUAUUUGAUCCUAAACUUAGCAAUAUCGGACUUGAUUAUAGGAGCUAUAUGUAUUCCUUUUUACGCACCGUACGUGUUGACUGGUAGGUGGUCUUUGGGACACGGAAUGUGCCUCUUUUGGCUUGUGAUUGAUUAUAUUACACCGGCGGCUUCGGCUAUAAAUAUAUUCAUCAUAAGUUUGGACCGUUAUAUACAAGUUGCAUAUCCGCUAUGGGCAAGGAACAAUCAAACAACGACUUUACUAGUUAUAUUUAUUCUUAUUCCAUGGGUUAUACCAACGUUGUACUUUGUUCCAGCCAUUUGUCUUUGGGAGGUGACAAAAGGGCGCGUAAUACCGGAUGGAGAAUGUUUUUUGCCUUACAACAGUAAUGUGACCGUCCUUUCGAUUGGUGCAUGCAUCGAAUUUUUAUUUCCAUUUGUAACAGUUUCUUCCUUCAAUUUGCUUGUAUAUUUAAGCAUCCGAAGAAGAAGUAAGAAAUUUUGGCCAUCCAUUCCAAAUUCUCGACAAAUUUCGACGCCCCGUCCUCCACCAUCGUCCUCAGAGACAGGACCAUCUAGAAUUGUAAUGGAUGAACAGGAAAUGAUUGUUACUACCGGUAAGUCUGACAAUAACCACCAGAAAAUUGCCUUACAACGGGACAGAAAGGCGGCUAGAUCUCUCUUUAUUUUCGUGUUUAUGUUUGCAAUCUGUUGGAUGCCAUACGAGGUUUUAGCUACAACAAGUACCAUUUGUGGAGGGGAUUGUAUUAACUCUGUAUUGUUUGAGUUUACUUUUUGGAUUCUAUGGUUGAAUUCGACUAUUAAUCCAAUUUUAUAUCCACUUCUUCACUCAAGAUAUCGCAUCGCAUUUUAUAAAAUACUCUCAGUGAAGCAAAACACUGUUGGUCCGAUGAUACAAUCUAUUCAUUCUUAAAUGUGCCAUUCUUUAUGAGUGUCCUAAAACAUAUUGUUUAGAAGCCGUACAAGGUUUAUACAUAGAUUCAACUUUACUAUUUGUCUGAUAUGUAACUUUUAACACGUUAACUUAUGUAAAUAAUGUGCACUGACAGGUUGGAUUGCAACUACGGCUGAGUUUACCAUCCAUUGAUAACAUGAAGUAAUAGUCUCUACAAUCAUCCUCCCUUUUCCAAUCACUGGAAUGGACGCUACAUUACCAAUUAUAAAAAAAAGACUUUUUACAUGCUUUAUACAUACCAAAAUUAUAAGUUUAUGUUUUGUCUGAAAAAUUCAGACAGAAAUAGGUUUUAAAAUUGACAGACAUUUCCAUAAUAUAGCUGCAGUAAAUAUAGUGUAGUUGUUAUACACAUAACGGCUUACAUUGGAGGGAAAAACUCAUAUUAGUCAACUAUUUCCGCGAUUAUUACUUUCUCCGGUGAUAUAAUUAUCUUUUAUAUCUGCUUUCGCCACGACUGUGCCGCUUUCAUUUCUGUUGUAUUUUUUUUUUAAACGAUAUACAUAUAGACUUCAUACGACUUUUCAAGGCACAUUAAUUAGAAGAAAAUCAAUCUUAUAAUUUUUUUAUGAUGUUUUUAUGUAUUGAAAAGCAUCUUGUAUUAUAUUUUUGUACUUAGAGUAUGAA